AGGACCAGGAGGACUCAGGCGUCCCGGGUGAGCAGCCGUGUGAUGGGAGAGCAGGAUGGGCAACAAGCAGACAACCUUCACCGACGAGCAGCUGGAGGCGUUCCAGGACUGCACCUUCUUCACCAGGAAGGAGAUCCUGCGGUUACACGGCCGAUAUCGUGAGCUCGCUCCUCAUCUAGUGCCGCUGGAUUACACCAACAACCCCGACAUCAGAGUUCCUCUGACGCUGAUCGUCACCAUGCCGGAGCUCAAGGAGAACCCGUUCAGAGACAGAAUCGUGGAGACGUUCUCCGAGGACGGACAGGGGAACCUCAGCUUCAACGACUUCGUCGACAUGUUUUCUGCUCUCUGUGAAACGUCACCCAGAGAACUCAAGACCAUCUACGCCUUCAGGAUCUACGACUUUAACAGGGACGACUUCAUCUGUAAGGAGGACCUGAAGAAGACCCUGAACAAGCUGACCAAAGGAGAGCUGACCCCCGAGGAGGUCUCUCUGGUCUGUGACAAGUCCAUGGAGGAGGCCGACCUUGACGGGGACAGCAAGCUCUCCUUCUCCGACUUCGAGAACAUGGUCUCCAAGGCUCCGGACUUCCUCAGUAACUUCCACGUACGAAUAUGA
This is a messenger RNA of Anoplopoma fimbria (sablefish), 619 nucleotides long. Its product is annotated as calcium and integrin-binding family member 2-like. Bases 56 to 619 code for a protein of 187 amino acids. The transcript has 6 exons. Gene Ontology annotation, molecular function: calcium ion binding. Lineage: Eukaryota; Metazoa; Chordata; Actinopteri; Perciformes; Anoplopomatidae. The record is from RefSeq and is a predicted model, not a curated record.